AUGAUUAACAUUUGUUUCAGUUCACAACUUUCUACCAUGUUGGCUAUAAAAAGAGUUGGUUUAUUAGUAUCUGAACGUGGCUAUGCAACAGCAUCGACAUUUCGAGCUGCUGAUACGAUCGUAAAGAAAACUGAACGUGGAAAUCCGAAACCCGAUCCAAACAAGUUAGUUUUCGGUGCAACUUAUUCUGACCAUAUGUUAACGAUCAAACAUACAAAUAAGGCUGGUUGGGGAAAGCCUGUGAUUGAACCGUUGACGGAUCUGAAAAUUCAUCCUGGUGCCAAAGUUCUACACUAUGCAACUGAACUUUUUGAGGGCAUGAAAGCUUAUCGUGGCGAUGAUGGCAAAAUUCGACUUUUUCGACCAGAUUUGAAUAUGAAACGAAUGCUUUCCACUGCUGAACGAAGUGUUUUACCCACUUUCGAUGGUAAUGAGUUAUUGGAAUGUAUUAAAAAACUGGUACAAGUUGAUGCUGAAUGGGUACCGAGAUCGAAGUCAAGUACACUUUACAUUCGGCCAACAUUAAUCGGCACUGAACCAACAUUGGGCGUCGCUGCUCCAUCUGAAUCAUUGUUGUUCGUCGUCACUGGCCCGGUCGGUCCGUACUUUCCAACUGGCUUCAAACCUGUUUCAUUAUUAGCAGACACAUUCCACUGCCGAGCAUUUCCCGGUGGUAUGGGUGCGUUCAAAGCCGGAUCAAAUUAUGGUCCAACGAUUUAUGUUAACAAACUUGCUCAAGAACAAGGUUGUCAACAAGUCUUGUGGUUAUACGGCGAAAAACGAUAUAUCACAGAAGUUGGUACGAUGAAUGUGUUCAUGUGCAUCAAGAAUAAAAAAGGCGGUGUCGAGUUGGUGACUCCACCCUUAAAUGGUCUCAUUCUACCUGGUGUUACGCGCCAGAGUAUUAUCGAUCUUGGUCGCACAUGGAAGGAUAUCACUGUUUCCGAACGUGAUAUAACAAUAGAUGAACUCUUGGAAGCACAACAAGACAAUCGACUCUUGGAAAUGUUUGGUGCGGGCACAGCAGCCAUCGUCUGUCCCGUAGAACGCAUCGUAUACGAAGGAAAAUCGUACGAUUUAGCCACUAUGGACAAAGCCGAUUCCAUGAUGAAAUCGUUGAUAUUCAAUUUGGUCGAAAGCCAAAUCAUGAUGUAUUCUUUAUUUUUCGCAAUAAGCCUCUUUUACUCCCUUAUAUUCAUCUCCGGUUCGCAAUCAAAGCGUGUUGGUGAUGAAAUGUAUGUAUCAUUCGAUCGCGCACGCUACUGUGUUCGCCGUCUGAAUGCAACACACGAAAUUGGCUGUCAAUCGACUACAAGAGGCAAUUCCGGUCGAAUGUAUAUGAUUGAGAAUGACGAAGAAUUCAAAACUUAUCUUCAAGGCGAUAAAAUGAUCGAUUCAGUUACUUCGUUUAUCAUUGUCAUGAAUGUCAGAUUAUUCGAUUCAAGUCAUGUCGAUCAGUUAAUGAAUCGUCUUCAAUCAAAACUAAAUGGUCUUUUAUUAUAUCUCAAAUCAAACUCAUCUCGUCCCGAAUACUUUUCAUCCGAUGAUCAAUGUCCGAAUCAUCGUUAUUCGUAUUAUUUAAAUCAAACAGAAACAGUCAAUUGGAAUUCAAAGGGCACUGGUUUAUUUUUUCGUUCAUUUCCAUUUCCGAUCAUGUUAAUCGAUGAAAAAGAUGAUUAUGAACAACUAGUACGAUUCUAUCGACAAUUCAACAGCAGCCAUUCGUCACCGGCUUGUGGUCUAGAAUUGAAAACCUUUCAAAAUGCCGCACAUACAUCGAAAACAUGUAUGAGACGAAACGAUAUCACACACUCACUGAUAGAUCUACCAGAAAUGUUCUGCGAUCCAAUCGGUGGCUUGAAUAUUUACAGCAAAUUACCACAAAUGAUUACAAGUAUCCCUCAAGAACGUCAACCCAAAUCAGUUGUUCUGAUUCUAGCAGCGACAGAUAGUUUUCAAAUGUUUACGAAAAUACAGGGAUCAACUGGUGGUGCUCAGCAACCGGCGGUAGCGCUCAUUUCACUUCUCACACUUGCACAUCUAGUCGGACAAGUACAAGAUGAAGUUCGAAAACAAAACAAAGAACUUGUUUUUCUGACAAUCGAUGGUGACACAUUGGAUUACUCCGGUUCUAUCAAAUUUCUCUACGAUAUGAACAGAGGUUCGUUUCCAGGGGGUAACAAAAACGAACAACGCAUUAAACCGGAACAUAUACAUUCAAUUAUCGAACUUCAAGCUUUGAGUAUGACUGAUCAACUUUGGCUUCAUUCAUAUCCGUCAUCGUUAACCAAUCAAACAUUUAUCAAUACUCUUGUUAGUAAUCAGCCAAUGAUCAAACCUAUCUCACCUGAUUCUCCUCUACCACCAGCAUCUUCGCAAAUCUUUCUUCGAGAAACAUCCUCUUCAUUAUUUCCUGCUUACAUCUUAUCAUCAGCCGAUGCAACUCAAUUGAACAAUCCUUACUACCAUUCAUUUUUCGAUGAUCCAUCAACACUAUCAAUCGAUUUAUCAACAUUAGAAUAUAAUUCUACGACUAAACUUAGUCUAUGGGUAAAACGUGUAGUUGAACCAUUAGCUCAAACUUUGGUUGAAUCCUUUGUUGGUGCCAGAGUCAAUGUUAACAUCCAACAAGAGAUUAUCAAUAAUUUGGUUUACUGUAUUUUGAAAAAUAUCAACUGUCCUCUUAUUCAUAAUGUUUCCAAUCAAUCUGUUGGAAAUACAUUCGUUCCAUUCGAUGAAACGCCCAUGCCAUUUACAAUCAAUAGCUAUCCCACAGCAAAAACACCGACCUUUCCUUUCAUACAGUAUGUUCUCAGUUAUUUCCUGCGCGAUCGCUCGUAUGAUUUCCUGAAUUUUACACGACUCUCAUGUAAAGAACGUGCUAGUAAUGAUAGCUUUCGUUCGUAUCGAUUCGUUGGUGGAUAUUUGCCUUCACUAAGUGAAAAUUCAUCUCUUCCUGGCUAUUGCGUUCGAUCAUAUCUACGAUCUGUACAAUCCAUAUCUCCCGCAUUUGUUAUCGAUGGUUAUGAUCUCUCUCAAACAACUUAUCCAGCAUGGACUGAAAGUCGUUGGACGACAAUUAGUCUAAGAGUCUUUAUAAUUCCAACGGGUACACAUGAAGUAGUGACACUCAUUAUUGGAAUUCUACUAUUUUCUGUCUCAUUUUUCGUUCUACUUGCUCUACGUCAUUUCACUAAGUUGAGUCUCUUGCAACCGUCAUGUUCGUGA
Molecule: messenger RNA, 3228 nt
Organism: Adineta ricciae
Lineage: Eukaryota; Metazoa; Rotifera; Eurotatoria; Adinetida; Adinetidae
Source: the annotation of a GenBank genome assembly